Molecule: messenger RNA, 2823 nt
Organism: Fusarium poae
Lineage: Eukaryota; Fungi; Ascomycota; Sordariomycetes; Hypocreales; Nectriaceae
Exons: 5
Coding region: 1-2823 (940 amino acids)
Biological process (GO): glucan catabolic process
Molecular function (GO): hydrolase activity, hydrolyzing O-glycosyl compounds
Source: RefSeq, a predicted model, not a curated record
AUGGCGUACUCACUGGUUACCUCCUUCAUUGGAGAGUCUCUUCUCUCUGGCUUCGAGUGGUUCAACGGAACUGAUCUUUCCAAUGGAUUCGUACAAUAUCAGGACCUUCCGGGUGCCUUCAAAAAUGGACUAUACUCUGUUGAUCCCUUCAGUGAAACUGUGCAGCUGAGACCCGAUUCUCGUCGCAAGUAUGGGUUGGAUGAAGGACGGCCAAGCAUUCGGCUUGAGAGUAAAGAAUCCUACCAGUAUGGCUUGUUCAUUGCAGAUUUCCAACACAUGCCCAUUUCACAAUGCGGUACCUGGCCAGCCUUCUGGGCCUACGGACAGAGUAAUUGGCCCUUAGAUGGGGAAAUUGACAUUCUUGAGGGUGCCAACCUUGCCUAUACUAACAUCAUGUCUGCGCAUACAGCUGAGGGCUGCAUCCUUGAUCCCGCGGACUCGAACCUUUUCUCCGGCAUACGUCGCAACUUGGAUUGUGGUGUUGGUUCGGAUAACGUUGGAUGUGGUUUUAACCCUCCUGAAAGUGACACUUCCUCCUACGGCGAUGGCUUCAACGCCGUUGGCGGCGGCGUAUAUGCUAUGGAAUGGGACUCAGAAUACAUAUCGAUCUGGCAUUUUCCACGUGGAGCAAUCCCGGCUGAUAUCGAGGCCAAGCGACCCGACCCUGGGAAAUGGGGGCUGCCACAGAGUCUGUUUGGCGGCGCCAAGUGCAAUGUCGAUGAAUAUUUCCGCGACAUGAAGCUUGUUCUGAACAUUAACUUUUGUGGCGACUACGGUGAAGGCACAUGGGCGAGCUCCAAUGUCUGCAAAGCUCUUGCGCCGACUUGUAAGGAGUAUGUUGCGAACAACCCUACUGCAUUCAGGGAGGCGUACUUCGAUGUUAGCUACAUUGACGUCUAUACACGCCUUGGAGGAGACAUUCCUCCAGCCCUUCCAUCGUCUGCAGGCGAGGCAUCUACACAAGCCUCGGAUGUUAUUGCCCCUGGAGCGUCUGCCACCAAUACCCCAAUGUCAGAAAAACCCGUGUUCCCAAGUACAACUUUCCCCGGCAAUAACACCAUCACCACCCGUACCGAUCGCAAGGAGAAGGCUACGCAGUCAGAGGAACCAACGACCACCACCACAUUGACAUUGACAGGCAUCUCGUCAGUCAUGGUUACUAUUCCCGGCUCUGGUACCACUCCAACUGUUACGCCUCUUCCCGUCGCUACUGGUGGUAAAUCGGUCAAUCCUUCGAAGAUUGGCGAUUAUUCGUACCUUGGCUGCUUCGGCUCACAGACCGGUUUCCAGACUUUUGAAUUGGCUAACGAUAGUGAUGAUAUGACUAUUGAGAGAUGUGUUAAUGCGUGCAAUGGACUAACAUACAUUGGUCUAUUUGAGGGAACCUGUUAUUGCGCAUCUGUCCUUGAUGGCGACACCCUUGCUGUCCGCAACGAGACUUCAUGUAAUCGCCCUUGCCCUGGAAACGAUGACCAGUUCUGUGGUGGAAUGGCCGCUCAGAACACUAGAGCCAAGCUCAGACGAACCACUCCUCUGCGCCGCGACGCACCUAGCAACAUUCUCCUAACAGUCUAUGCCGAUAUCUCCGACGUUGAACAACCCAAAGUUCCUCCUGCUAUGGGACCUGGUACCAAUGGUACUUCCAUCGAUAGCGGCAACAGCCAAGGAGAUUCUGACGCUGAUGGAUCAGAGGACCCGGCCGCCUUGGAUGACAGCACUAGUCAAGCAGACUCAGAGACUGAUUCCACUACCUCGAAUGGCGAUGGUACUCAAGAAGGCUCAACUAAUGAACCAGGGGAUUCCACUGCCUUGAGUGACAACACUAGUCAAGGAGGCUCAGAGUCUGAUGACUCAGAUAUCCUUGCUGUCUCAAACGACAACAUUGACGCAUCUUUUGUUGGAUCGACCUCGCCCGAAGGAUCAAGCACCCAUGGGAACUCAGAUGAUGAGGAUCGCACUGGCGACCAAGAUGAUACGGACAGCGAUCGCGACUCUAUCCUGUCCAAUUCCGAUGGUGUAGUCGUAUCUGGCGAUCAGGAUGAUGUACCAGUUGUGGCUCUUGGCACCGCAUCUGACGGUUUGGUUCUUGGGGCCGUCCAGUCUGCCACUGAUUUCAACCAAGAGCCAGUCUUAAGCACGAUAACGUACUUUACCGUCAUGCCUUCCGACCGCGGUUCACUGGUUACUCGGAAGAGUGUUAUCGCCAUGUCGUACGAAAAGUGCGAUUACUGCGAGACCCCUGAACUGAUCAAGCCACCGAUGGAGACGAAGGUCGUCGAGUGUGAUGGCUGUGGCCCUAAUGGCGAGGACACCGUUACGUUGACCAUUCCCAUCUCUGUUACUGUCACUAUUCCUAGUCCAAACACAGAACAAGCACAGCAGACUGAGAACGCUGCUGCUGAGACCGUCACAUCGUACAGAGGCAGUCCAGAACAGCCGCUGCGUAACUCCACUAUACCCCCCGUGGUGCCGAACGGAAUGGGCGGCGGCGCAGAAGGUGAAGAGUCUCCCGAGAUUACAACUAUUGUGAUAACAUACUUGACAACUCAGCUCAUCACAUAUGGCACCUCCACAGACUCGGUCUCUACUGUGACGAGGACGGCUCGACGAACAGUUGUUGUCACUGUUUCUGACUCUGACGGACAAAUGAGUAUCCUGCCUGUUCCGUCCCCUGGACACCCAAACACACCAGUCACCCUUGCUACACCAACACCUGGCGCACCUAGUGAGCCAGUUGCUGUUUCUGCGGCAUCAUCUAGAAGAGAUGACGUGUUUGUGUACUUUGCCAUCGUGGCGAUGGCGAUUCUGGCCUUGACACUGUAA